This is a messenger RNA of Aphis gossypii (cotton aphid), 6674 nucleotides long. Its product is annotated as glucose dehydrogenase [FAD, quinone]-like. Bases 392 to 2293 code for a protein of 633 amino acids. The transcript has 8 exons. The record is from RefSeq and is a predicted model, not a curated record. NCBI's taxonomy places the organism in Eukaryota, Metazoa, Arthropoda, Insecta, Hemiptera, Aphididae. Gene Ontology annotation, molecular function: flavin adenine dinucleotide binding; oxidoreductase activity, acting on CH-OH group of donors.
GUUCAAUGUUAGAGCACGUAACUAUGUGGCUAUGAAUCAUAGCCUAUGAUAUGAGCCAAUUAUUGUUUGUUGGUUUUAUCGUGAAUGUUUUUGACACUUGGAGGGAAAAAACAUCACGCUUGGCUCAGCAAUGCUAAAAUGAUCAAUCUAUAUCGAGCGGAUCAUGAGGAAUGUUUAAUAUUUGAUUUUGUAGUUUUUUGUUUGUUACAUUUUUAAAAAGAAUUUAUUUUGCUUAGUUUUCAUAAGUGUAAAAAUUAAAUAAUUCUAACUAUCUAGUGAAACAUAACAAUACUAUCGACAAUAAAAAUCUAAUUAUUAAGUGAAUUCGUUGGAAUCGUUUUCUCAUCAUUCAUCCGUUAUCGUUGACAGACUCGACAAAACUACUAAAACUAUGACGAAGCAUUAUCCUACAUCGUUUACACCCAAAGAUUCCACAGAAAUGUGCAUGCAGGCCAAAAAGCCACUUUCGGCUUGCCAUACAGAGAACUUCGUGUUUCUAAGGUUUCUUAUGCAUCUCUUUGGAUACACCGUUGACGGACCACCGAAGCAGAAUGAUAAACAUAAAAAGAGGCGAAAAAGAGCCGUGAACGACCAGUAUGAUUUCGUGAUUGUCGGUGCUGGGUCAGCGGGCUGCGUCGUUGCCAACAGGUUGUCGGAGAUUGAAGACUGGAAGGUAUUACUUCUCGAAGCCGGUAUUGAGGAACCAGAAUUUUCUUCUGUGCCAGGUCUUGCACCUUUACAACUGGGAAGUAAGAUCGAUUGGAAUUACACAACACAGCCUGAUGAACAUAUAUGUAGAUCUAGACCAGGAGGUAUGUGUGAUUGGGCUAGGGGUAAAGUAAUGGGUGGGUCAAGCACGAUCAACUAUAUGAUUUAUACUCGAGGAAAUAUGGAAGAUUAUAAUGAAUGGGAACGUAUGGGCAAUGAUGGGUGGGGAUAUGAUGAAGUUCUACACUAUUUUAAAAAAUCCGAGGAUAAUGAAGAUCCAGAAGUUUAUAAGAAAAACCCAAAGUUUCAUGGUAAAGGUGGAUAUCUUACAGUGGAAUGGUUUCCAUAUGUAGACCAUACAGCAGUAUCUUUAAUUAAGGCGUGGCAAGAGAAAGGUUUGCCUUAUGUAGAUGUAAAUGCCGAAAAUCAAAUAGGUGUAACUCAUCUACAAUCGACGGCUAGGCACGGCGAACGAAUGAGCACUAAUAAAGCAUUCAUUAGACCAAUAAGAAAAAAACGGAAAAACCUAACAGUUCUGACAGACGCACACGUCACUAGAGUAUUGAUCGAAAAGAAACGUGCUAUUGGAGUGGAGUUCUUGUAUAAGAAUAAAAUCAGAACGGUAUUCGCAAAAAAAGAAGUGAUUCUGAGUGCCGGUAGUCUAAAUUCACCAAAAAUAUUAAUGCUCUCCGGUAUCGGGCCCAAAAGACACUUGGAGAAGAUGAAUAUUAAAGUGGUGAAAAGCUUAGCUGUCGGAAAGAAUCUACAAGAUCACGUCACGUCUGACGGUAUUGUAAUACGUGUAAAAAAAACCGCCACUGACAAAUCACUCAAAGAGAAAAAGGAAGACGCUGUAUUAUACAAAAAAAAAAGAAAAGGUCCUCUGGCGGCCACUGGCCCAUUACAAUGUGGCGUGUUUCUUCAGACCAAAUAUGAAGUUUCACACGAUCUACCAGACAUAAAUUAUGCAUUUGAUAAUGGUAACGAAAAAGAUUGGAUUCUUGACCCUGCAAAUGCCACAAAAUUCGGCAUGUCUCCUGUUUCUUAUUACGAAGCGAUUAAUGUAAGACCGAUUUUAUUGAAGCCAAAAAGUAGAGGAUAUAUAUUACUCAACCAAACUCAUCCAAUUUGGGGUCAACCACUGAUUUAUCCACGUUUCUUUACCAAAGGAAACGAUCUUGAAGUACUUGUUGAAGGUAUGAAAAUCGGAGCAAACCUGGUGAACACGGAGUCAAUGCGUAAGGUAGGUGCCACACUAGUCGACGUACCGGCAAAAGCUUGCAAAAAAUAUAAGUUCGGCACGGACGAGUACUGGGCGUGUAUAGCCACUGAAUACACGGCUACUAUAUACCAUCCGGUUGGCACGUGCAAGAUGGGACCGGAACAAGACGAGGAAGCAGUUGUCGACCCGCAACUGCGCGUAUAUGGAGUAGAAGGUCUCAGGGUGGUAGACGCUUCCAUCAUGCCCACCAUCGUCCGGGGAAACACGAACGCACCGACCAUAAUGAUUGCAGAAAAGGCAUCGGACAUGAUCAAGGAUCAAUGGCAUCAGAAUCACGACAAUGAAGCUGUAAUCGACGAAUAACGAUCAUCAAAAUGUGUGAUAUCUUAUUAUUAUAUUAAAUUAUAUGGCAUUAUUGUCUCCGCGUCCAGUAAUGGUGAAACGAUGAAAGCAGGUUCAAAAAAAUAGUCAUUUUCUUUUUUUGAUUACUUUUACAUCCAUGCAUGUAUUGUGUCCAGUUUACAAAUAUUUGUGAAAUAGCAAAUUUAUGUUCGUCAGAAUCAGUUAUUUGUUAUUACCUAGUUUAAAAUAUCGAAAAAAUCUGAUUUUUAACUUUGAUAAUAGGACUGAUGGGUCAUUCACUUUUUUUUUAAAACUAAACAUUUUGAUGAACAAAAUUUUCUUAUGCUACACGUUUUUAAGACGGAGACAACACAUGCAUGAGUAUGGCGUCCUUUUAAGAGGAUUUCACCCAUUUAAAGGGUUUAAUGUAGGAAGUGUUAAUACAAUUUUGAAAAAACUAAAAUGUUAUGUUUAAUCUUAAAUAAUUAUUUAGAUACAUACAGUGAAACUUCUAUUUAACGAGUUUCAUGGGGAACAAAAAAAAAAUUCGUAUUAAAUAUAUAGGAAUUUGUUAAAUAGGAAUAAAACAUAAUUUAUUGCAAUAAUUAUUACAAUAGUAGCAUAAUAAACAUAUAAUAAUUUUACAGCUGAAAUAACUGAAAAAAGCAUUUAUAUAAAAAAAAAAAAACCGAAAAAACAAAAAUAAAUUGGUUUAUUUGGAAUUAGAAUGAUAUGAAACGAAUUUAUGUACAACAAUUAGAUUUCUAUCUCAUGUAUAAAAAAAGAAGCAUAUACUAUAAAAUCCGAGCUCUAGUAAUAACUAAUCAGUAUCUAAUCAUUCCGCAAAACUUAUCAAUCAAUAAGUGCAGUAAAACAAAAGAAUAUCAACAGGGUCUUUUGUUUGAAAAAAAAUCAUAAAUAAGAGGACAAAUAAAAUAAAACAAAGUAUAAAACCAAUGUAUCUAUAUUUUAUAUUGUUGUCAUUUUUCUAUAAUUGUAUAGUAUAUUAUAAAUAUAAUAUAUAGUUUUGGAAUUUAUGUUUUUCAGUGUAGUGGAUUUGAACAUAGCAAUUUAAAUUAAGUAAUCCGUGUUCUUUAUAUCGUCAUAUUUUUAUGUUUAAAUUAUUCUAUUAUACAGGCAUAAAGCAAAUUUAUUACUGAAUACAAUUUAAAACAAACAAUAUAAAGUUUUCGUAUAAGAUUUAUAGAUAAAAAAAAAUAUGUAUUUUAUCAACAUAUCGUUGUACGUUGAAUAAUAGGGCAUAGUCAUUAGGUACACAAAACACGUAGUUUUUCUUUUUAAUUUCGUCGUGACAGCAAUAAUGAGUAUGGGCAUUGCAAUAUACUAUAUAUGAUUCGCGAUGAACCAGAAAUCGCUUAAUUCAAUGUAAACUGUAAAACAACAGAAACAGGUCAAAGCGACAUGCUUAUAUUUGUACUUUACCGAUUAAUUAGUUUUAAAUUUAAAAAAAAUUAUAUAAAUAAAGUAGAAACAUAGAAAAGUUUAAAGUCUUAGUAAAUUGUACGAAAAUAAGUAUCAAGUAUAUGAGUGUUGGGUUGAUUAUGAAAUGAAAAAAACAAAUCACAAUUAUUGGUAAAAUAAUUUGGCUGUAAUAUUUUUUAUAGUUAAUGCACCUAGAUUAGACUCAAUUUACCAACCCCGCUAGAUUAAACCAUGAUACGUAGGUAUAUUAAUAUCAACCUGAUAUUAUAAUUACAUCCUGAAAAUUUAUAACAUAUCCUAAGUUAUCAAAAUUUAAAGAAAUAAAAUCAGGUAUCUAUACAAACUUUAGCUUUGGAACUAGUUUGCAGAUUCGAUAGACGUUCCUAAUGUAUCCAAAUAAACAAAUAACAGCAUUUAUUAUGUUAUACAUUAGUAAUGUAACAUUACCUUAGUAUAGCUAUAUUAUAUAUUUUAAAUCAAUAAAUUAAAAUUAAUUAAUCGUCAAUCUCAUUCAUCAUUCAUGUACUACUAUUCAUUCUUAAAAUUGAAUACCAAUCCGUCAUACUCAAGGUAAAAUUAUCUUUAUUCGUCCUAUAUCUUCUAAAGUAGGUACUAUCUAGUCAUUUUAAUAUUCAACAAACGUAUGUUUAAGAUAAUAAAAUUAUAUUUUAAUACCAAUAAAAAUCUUACACAAUACAAGUUCUUUAUUCAUAGCCAUUUCACAUAGUUUUUUCCCCUAAUUUAAUUUUUCUAUUAUAUAUAUAUAAUACAUUUAAUUAAAUAGAUAACGAUGAGUACCUACUUUUAGAAGUGCAUUUGAUGUUUUACAAUAUAUUUUCAAUAUAUUAUACUAUAUUUUAUAAGGUAUGCUAACAUUAUAUGAUUAUGGUCACGAAUCUGGGAUAACAGUAUAUAAAAAAUAAAUUGAAUGUUAUGCAAAAUAUUAAAAUGGCUAAAAUUAUAAUUUUAAUUUAGAAGGACGUUUUAUCUAUUACCUUCUCAUUAUUUGCACAUCAAUAUAAAUUGAACCUGAGAAUUUGAAAUUUUUUACUUUUACAUUAUACAAUAUUUUGUACUUAUAAAUCAGCUAAAACAGGAUUCUCAUAAUAAUUAGAUAUCUAAAUAUAUUAUACAUUUUAUAUAAUAAUAUGUGUACAAGUUAUUAGAUACCUAUUUAAUUAUUCUAAAUUUUAAUCUUUCAUCAUCAAUUUUUUUUCUAUUCGUUUUAACGUAUUCAGUAACCAUAAUACUAUGAUUAUUUAAAUUAAUAUUAACACAUAGGUAUAAUAUAUAUAUAUAUCAAUUUUAAGUUUAUUAUUUUGAAAUUGAAUUAUAUGCAAGGCUACCUCAGAAAACAAUCAUAAAUUAGAGUAAUUUGUUUUAUUAGUACCUACAUAUUAUAUCUAAAAUAGUAAAUAGAGAAUUAAUUUGGUGAUAAUAAUAUGAAACUAGAAAGAAAUAACUAAUUUAAUAAUAUAAAUAAAAUAAAAUCUAAGCGUUUUAAAAUAAGUGGAAUACAUUUUUAAUAGUAUUAAAUGUAUAUUUUUUGCCAAAUUAAAUUAUUUUACAAAUGUUAAUGUAACAUAUAAUGUAGAAAUAUUACAAAUGUAAUGUACCUAUUACUAAGGGAAGAACUUGAUUAUUUACAUAGUUUUGUUUAAUAUGAUAUCGAUAGUUGUGUAACAUAUUAUGCAUGAUGCAAAUAUGUUAUAUUAAUAAGUAAUUUAUAAUAAUAUUCGUAUAAAUAUUUACAAUUAAAAAAAAAAAAUGAAUGCACAAGUAAGAACUAUUGACUAUAAAAUAUUAUAUUAUAGUUAUUCUUUGUAUGUACUUAACUAAUUUUGUAAUAUAGUUUUAUAUUUUACUAUUUAUAUUUUAGUACAAUAGUUAAUAAUUAUUUUAAUUAAUGAAAAUAACAUUUGUUGCUCAAUAUAUAGUACAAUGAAAAUUACUUAUUAUUUAUAUUAAUAUUCUAUAUUCUUUAUUGUAUCUAUACUAUUUUAAAUUAAAAUCAAUAAUUAUCGACUAAUAGGUAGUGUUAAUGACUAUUGUUAGUAAAUCACUGGUUGUGUAGUAAAAUAAUAAAAGCACCAAUGUAAUAUGUAAAUUCUUAAAUUAUAAGCUCAUUAUUAUAAUAAGAUUAAUUAAUUUGUUGAUGAAAGUUUCUAAGUAUGAAAUAUUUUUGAAAAUUAUUUAUAUAUACAACAAUAAUUUAAAAAAUAUUUAGCUGAAACCAUAGAUAUAAUUGUUAUUUAUAUUUAUUCUGUUUAGUAUAUAAGUAUUAUGUAUACAUAGUACAUACUAUAAGUUAUAGGUACCUAUAAAAAAAAUAUAUUUAUAGUUUUUAUUAAUUGUGAUAAAUUCGCAGUAUUUUUUUUCUAUUAAUCGAUUAAUAUUGAUCAAAUGUAUCUUUACCUACUACAGAUCAAUGAAUUUUAAGUUUGGUGAUAGUGGAUUCAUACUCUCAUCGUGUCCAUAUUACGAGUAAUGGGAGGUUUUGUUCAUUUAUUGGUUAUGGUAUUUAAAUGAUAGAUUUUAUUUUUCCUAAGAAGUUACAUGUUUUGUUUUUUUAGCCUUGAUUGCUUACAUACUUUAUAGGUAGGUACGUAACAUUUAAGUAUAUAAAGAGUUUUUUCUGUAUUUACCAAAAUUUUAAAAAUAAUAAUAACUCAUAAACAGUUACAAAUUAUAUCAAUUUUCUAUGCAAGUGAUAAUAUAGUUAUAAACAGACUUCACAUCGGCCACACCCGUCUUACACAUGGAUACCUCAUGGAAAAAGGAGAAAAUCCUAGGUACAUUUCUUGUGAAACCAAACUCACAGUCAAUCAUUUAAUCAUCGAAUUCCUCCAAUACAUAGAUGAACACAGAAACAAAGAUAUUUUUAAAAAUUUACGUAAUAUGUAUUAUACAAUUUGAUUAGAUAAAAUAAACGGAAGAUGAUUAAACUCUUAUCAUUGUA